AUGUCUGUUCCAAGCCAAAGCCAUUCUAUUAUUGUUAACCCUCCUCCACCAGAAUAUAUAAAUAAGAAAAACAGUGGCUGUCAAACAAACCAACUUCAGUACUUAGAAAGGGUGGUCAUGAAAGCCAUAUGGAGACACAAUUUUGCCUGGCCGUUUCACCAGCCUGUAGAUGCAGCAGCACUGAAUCUUCCUGAUUAUUACAACAUUAUAAAGGAACCUAUGGACUUGAGCACCAUUAAAAAGCGUCUGGAACACAAUUACUACACAAAAGCUGCAGAAUGUGUUGAAGACUUUAAAACUAUGUUCUUGAACUGCUACAUAUACAACAAGCCAGGUGAUGACAUUGUGUUUAUGGCCCAAGAACUGGAAAAAGUGUUCAUGCAGAAAAUAGCCAAAAUGCCACCAGAAGAAAGGCUCGUGAUCCUCAAAAAAGCACAGAUAAAAGUGAAGAAGCCAGAAGAAAAAAAGCAGCCCAACCCUGGCACUUCAAAUGAGCGAAGCACAAUGCAGAAACAAGCUGAAAGCAGUGAGCAGCCUCCAGUGAGGACUCAAGAGCUACAGCAGGUUACACUAGCUCCUUUGUCUGCAGCUCAGCUGACUGCUUUAACGCCAGCUGCAGUCACUAUAACAAAAGCAAAAAAUGGUGUGAGAAGGAAGGCUGACACUACAACUCCUAGUACUUCAACAUUUGCAGCAAGUGGUGAAUCUUCUGCAAAAUUUAAUGAAAGAAAAGCUGUUAAAGCAUGCAGCAGUGAAAAUGAAAGUAUGAUACCAAAUAAGCUUCUGAAGAGAUGCUUUCCAGAUUCCCAACAGUCACCUGAAAUUUCUAAAACGGUUCAGUUGUCACAACAACUAAAACGUUGUAAUGAAAUACUGAAAGAAAUGUUUUCUAAGAAACAUGCAGCAUAUGCAUGGCCUUUCCUAAAACCAGUAGCUGAUGCAUCUUUCUCACUUGGUGAGAACAAAAGGAUCAUCAAGUGUCCUACAGACCUUGGAACCAUUAAAAAGAAAAUGGAUAAUGGUGAAUACAGAAAUAUACAAGAAUUUGCAAUGGAUGUUAGAUUGAUGUUCAUGAAUUACUACCAACAAAAUUCUCCAGACCAUGAAAUAGUUGCUAUGGCAAGCAAACUUCAGGGCGUUUUUGAGGUGUACUUUGCCAAAAUUCUUCAGGAACCUCUUGCAAGUGUUCCUCUGCUACAGCCUAAAAAAGAAACGACAGAGGCUUAUUCCAGUGAAAGCAGUAGUGAUGACUCUUCAGAAGAAAAAUCAUCUGAAGACUCUGAACAGGAAAAAAUGGUGCACCUUGCAAAGCUUCAGAAGCAACUUAAAGCUCUUCACCAGCAGUUCCAGGCUUUGACCAGAGCAUAUUUACCUGCACUGAAAAAGAAGAAAGGGAAGGCUGAAAGGGAGAAAUGUAAGAACAUGGAAAAAGCAAAAAUAAAAAGCCUGAUUGAAAAGAAGAAAAAUGUGAAACACAAGAAGAAAUCUAAGAAAAAGCUGUCUCUAAACAUUCAAUCAAAGGAAACCAUGCAGCAGGUCUUGUUGGCACAUAUGUCAGAAGAUGAAGAUGGUGCCAAGCCUAUGAAUUAUGAUGAAAAACGACAGUUGAGUUUGGACAUUAAUAAACUCCCUGGAGAUAAGCUUGCGAAAGUAGUCCAUAUAAUACAGUCAAGAGAACCUUCACUGAGGAACUCUGAUGUUGACGAGUUAGAAAUAGACAUUGAAACUUUAAAGGUUUCAACACUCAGAGAACUAAAGAAAUAUGUGGCAAUGUGUUUGCAGAAGAGACCAGGAAAGCAGCAGACUAAAAAACCAAAAGAACUACUUCAUUUGGAGAGGAAACAAGAGGUAGAGAAGAGACUACUGGAUGUCAAUGGUCAACUAAAUGCAAAGAAGGAGAAAAUCAAGUCUGAAAAUGAUGCUGAGUCCAGUUUUAGACCAAGCAGACUGAGUGACAGCACCAGCUCCUCAGACUCUGGCAGCAGCACUAGAAGUGGUUCUAGUUCCUCAGAUAGCAGUGACUCUGAAUCAGGUAUAAUCCCAGCUGUUUCUGCUCUGCAUGAUAUUCCAGACCAGCAAACUCCUCAGAGUACUCCAAGGACAAAUCAGUCUUCUGUCACCCAGUGCACACAUACUCUUCCAGAGGUAUCCAACACAACUUCUCAGGUUGACAGUGCUGAUUGGAAUGCACAAGCUGAGAAAACAAUGUAUCUGGACAAAUCGAAAGAACUUCAAAACCAAGCCAGUGAGAGAACUGCUGAUUCAAUAUCCAUAAGUCAAGAGCAAAGUCAUUGUACACCUACAGAUAAUCCUCGUGGUCAAGACAUGCUAGAGCCAAAAUGCAAGAUUCUUCCAAAAAAG
Molecule: messenger RNA, 2361 nt
Organism: Merops nubicus (carmine bee-eater)
Lineage: Eukaryota; Metazoa; Chordata; Aves; Coraciiformes; Meropidae
Product: bromodomain testis-specific protein-like
Exons: 14
Biological process (GO): chromatin remodeling; positive regulation of transcription elongation by RNA polymerase II
Cellular component (GO): nucleus; chromatin
Source: RefSeq, a predicted model, not a curated record